Messenger RNA from Emiliania huxleyi CCMP1516, 576 nucleotides. RefSeq lists its product as hypothetical. Lineage: Eukaryota; Haptophyta; Isochrysidales; Noelaerhabdaceae. The record is from RefSeq and is a predicted model, not a curated record. Gene Ontology annotation, cellular component: cytoplasm. Gene Ontology annotation, biological process: protein folding. The coding region runs from base 1 to 576 and encodes 191 amino acids. The transcript is spliced from 5 exons.
AUGGACCGAAUUCAGUAUGGACCGAAAUCCCUGAUGGCCGGUCCCUCCCUCAAGAAUGGCGGCAGUGGCGCUCACUACAGGUGGGGUCAAUCCGCCCGCGAAGUGACGAUCGCCAUCAACGCCGGCUCUCGUCGCGGCCGAGACUUUCGUGUCGAGAUCAAUCGGAGCCGCGUGAGCGUGGCGGCCAGGAGCUGCGGCGACGAGUGGCAGCACCUCCUGCGCGGCGAGCUGCAGCGACCCGUGCUGACGGACGAGUGUGAGUGGAGCGUGGAGGACGGGUCGCUGAUCAUUGCCCUCGCCAAGGACGGCCGGCUCGGCGCCGAGGCGGAGUGGUGGACCGGGGUGCUCGCCGGCGAGGACACGCUCGAGGCACGGACGGCGGACGCGGUGCGGGAGGCGGAGCGGAGGCAGGUUGGCGCGGCGCGGCGCGAGGUCGUGGCCGGCCGGCUGCAGCUGCAGCCGGUACGCUUCGCGUGCCGCGUCGUCUCGGAGGAGGGACUGGUGCUGCGCCUCGGCAAGGCUGAGGGAGGGGGCGAGGGCGCGUGGCCGACGCUGCGCGCCGCGGCGCGGGGGUAG